AUGUACGUUUUGAAAAGAGACGGGCGCAAAGAGCCAGUCAGAUUCGACAAGAUCACCGCCAGAGUGUCUCGGCUGUGCUACGGCCUCGACCCGGAGCACGUCGAGCCCGUUGCCAUCACCCAGAGAGUCAUCUCUGGUGUGUACCAUGGCGUGACCACCAUCGAGCUGGACAACCUCGCCGCCGAAACCGCCGCUUACAUGACCACGAUCCAUCCCGACUACGCCACCCUGGCCGCCAGAAUUGCCAUUUCCAACCUGCACAAGCAAACCACCAAGCAGUUUUCGCAGGUCGUCGACCAGCUGUACCACUAUAUCAACCCCAAGAACGGCAAGCCCUCGCCGAUGAUCUCGGACGAGACCUACCGGAUUGUCCAGGAGCACGCCGACGAGCUCAACUCGGCCAUCGUGUACGACAGAGACUUCUCGUACAACUAUUUUGGCUUCAAGACGCUGGAGCGGUCGUAUCUCCUCAAGAUCGACGGGAAAGUCGCCGAGAGACCCCAGCACAUGGCCAUGCGUGUGGCCAUCGGGAUCCACGGAGACGACAUUCCGAGCGUCAUCGAGACGUACAACCUGAUGUCGCAGAAGUUCUUCACCCACGCGUCGCCAACUCUGUUCAACGCCGGCACUCCUCAUCCGCAGAUGUCCUCGUGUUUCCUGGUCGCGAUGAAAGACGACUCCAUUGAAGGCAUCUACGACACCCUCAAGACCUGCGCCCUGAUUUCCAAGGCGGCCGGAGGCAUUGGUCUGCACAUCCACAACAUCAGGUCCACCGGGUCGUACAUCGCUGGAACCAACGGCACGUCCAACGGUAUAAUUCCGAUGGUGAGGGUGUUCAACAACACCGCCAGAUACGUCGACCAGGGAGGCAACAAGAGGCCUGGCGCGUUUGCUCUGUACGUUGAGCCGUGGCACUCGGACAUCUUCGACUUUAUCGAUAUCCGGAAGAACCACGGCAAGGAGGAGAUCAGGGCAAGAGACCUGUUCCCGGCGCUGUGGAUUCCAGACCUGUUCAUGGAGAGAGUCGAGCAGAACGCCGACUGGACGCUGUUCUCGCCUUCUGAGGCUCCAAGACUCGCCGACGUGUACGGCGACGAGUUCAAGGAGCUGUACACCAGGUACGAGAAGGAGGGCCGUGGCCGCCAGACUGUCAAGGCGCAGAAGCUGUGGUACGCUAUUCUGGAGGCCCAGACGGAGACAGGCACGCCGUUCAUGCUGUACAAGGACGCCUGCAACACCAAGACCAACCAGAAAAACCUGGGUGUCAUCAAGUCGUCCAACUUGUGCUGCGAAAUCGUCGAGUACUCGUCGCCAGAGGAGGUUGCCGUGUGCAACUUGGCGUCGAUCGCCCUGCCGGCGUUCGUCGAGUCCGACGACAACACCUGCUGGUACAACUUCGAGAAGCUGCACCAGAUCACCAAGGUUGUCACCAAGAACCUCAACAAGAUCAUCGACAGAAACUUCUAUCCUGUUCCGGAGGCAAGAAGAUCCAACAUGCGCAACAGACCGAUUGCCGUGGGUGUCCAGGGUCUGGCCGACGUGUUCAUGCAGCUGAGACUGCCGUUUAACUCUCCAGAGGCCAGGGAGCUGAACAUCCAGAUUUUCGAGACCAUCUACCACGGAGCCUUGGAGGCCUCUGCGGAGCUCGCCGUCAAGGACGGCAAGUACGAGACCUUUGACGGAUCGCCAGCCUCGCAGGGCGUUCUGCAGUUCGACCUCUGGGGCAAGAAGCCGACCGACCUGUGGGACUGGGACUCGCUCAAGGCCCGUAUCCAGAAAGACGGACUCAGAAACUCGCUCCUGGUGGCUCCGAUGCCUACCGCGUCGACGUCGCAGAUCCUGGGGUACAACGAGUGUUUCGAGCCGUACACGUCCAACAUCUACUCCAGAAGAGUGCUUGCUGGUGAGUUCCAGAUCGUCAAUCCGUACCUGCUGAGAGACCUUGUCAAUCUCGGGCUGUGGAACGACUCGAUGAAGAACUUCAUCAUCCAGGACAACGGCUCUGUCCAGAACCUGCCAAACGUGCCGCAGGAGUUGAAGGACCUGUACCGUACCGUGUGGGAGAUUCCGCAGAAGAGCAUCAUCGACAUGGCGGCCGACAGAGGCGCGUACAUCGACCAGUCGCAGUCGAUGAACAUCCACCUCAAGAACCCAACCAUGGGCAAGCUGACGUCGAUGCACUUCUACGGCUGGAAGAAGGGGCUCAAGACCGGCAUGUACUAUCUCAGAACGCAGGCUGCUGCUGCUGCGAUCCAGUUCACUGUUGACCAGAAGUCUGCCGCGACCGCUUCGUCCACCGUCGCCACGCUCGACAAGCUGAAGCUCAAGAAGUACGUUCCGAGAAAGACCUCUUCGAGCGAGGACGCGUCGUUCUCGUCCGCCGACUCGACCGCCGUCGAGACGCCUUCGCCGCAGACCGCUCCCACCAGCGUCGAGGGCUCGAUGGCCGAGCUGAGCAUCAAGGAGGAGCCCAAAGAGCCUGCAGAGACCGGAAACAAGGGCUCCUCGGACGAGUACGACAUCUUCAACGCCAAGGUCGUCGCGUGUGCCAUCAACAACCCAGAGGCCUGCGAGAUGUGUUCUGGCUGA
This is a messenger RNA of Ogataea angusta, 2589 nucleotides long. RefSeq lists its product as uncharacterized. Gene Ontology annotation, molecular function: ribonucleoside-diphosphate reductase activity, thioredoxin disulfide as acceptor; ATP binding. Bases 1 to 2589 code for a protein of 862 amino acids. The record is from RefSeq and is a predicted model, not a curated record. Gene Ontology annotation, biological process: DNA replication; deoxyribonucleotide biosynthetic process. NCBI's taxonomy places the organism in Eukaryota, Fungi, Ascomycota, Pichiomycetes, Pichiales, Pichiaceae. The transcript has a single exon. Gene Ontology annotation, cellular component: ribonucleoside-diphosphate reductase complex.